CUGUUUACAGUGAAAAACUUAACCUCCAACUUAUGGAGUAUAACCUCAAAAUUUGUUUACAAUAAAUAAACUAUCAAUGUGGAUAAAAUUUUGAAUUACUGCGAAUUGUUAAAGCAAAUAUUAAUUUAUAAAAAUGAAAUUGUACUGUCUUUCAAGUGAACCCACUAAACCAUGUCUCGUCCUAACAUUCAAAGGAAUAACUUUAAUGUUAGACUGCAGUUUAAAUAUGCAAACAAUUUUAAAUUUCAUGCCAAUACCAUUAGUACCAAGUGCCAAAUGUAAUUCUCUCCCAAACUGGUUGCCCAGAGAUAAUCAUCAUCAUUACCAAGAUUGGAAAAUUGAAGGAGAACUAAAAGAAUGUUGUGGAAGAGUAUUCGUAGAUUCAAUCCCCGAAUUUUCUCCACCUCUAGAAAAAAUUGUAGAUUUUUCAGAAGUUGAUGUAAUUCUUAUCUCCAAUUACACAUGUAUGCUUGCUUUGCCUUUUGUAACCGAAGGAACAGGAUUCAAAGGAAUUGUUUAUGCAACAGAACCUACAUUACAAAUUGGAAGAUUUUUUAUGGAAGAAUUAGUACAAUAUAUUGAACAAACACCAAGAACAACGUUAGCCAAACAUUGGAAAGAAAUGUUACAUGUUCUACCAUCACCACUAGCUGAUGCUUUAAAACCAAAAUCAUGGAAACAAUUGUACUCAUUGGCUUCUGUAAAUGCAGCUUUAGCAAAUAUUCAGCUCGUUGGUUAUGACCAAAAAAUCGAUAUUUAUGGAGCACUCACAGUGAUUCCUAUUAGCUCAGGAUACUGUUUGGGAAGUAGUAAUUGGUUAAUAUCAUGCGACCAUGAAAAAGUAGCAUACGUUAGUGGUUCAUCAACCUUAACAACGCACCCUCGUCCUAUGGAGCAGACAACUCUAAAGCACGUUGACGUCUUAAUUUUAACCGGUUUAACACAAACUCCAACAGCAAAUCCUGAUACGAUGCUGGGAGAAUUAUGUAUGACAGCUGCAUUGACUGUCCGAAAUGGUGGUUGUGUUUUAAUUCCUUGCUAUCCUUCUGGAGUUGUUUAUGAUCUUUUUGAAUGCCUGAGCACUCAUCUAGACAAGUCAGGUCUUUCUCAAAUUCCUUUAUUUUUUAUUUCUCCUGUCGCCGAAUCUUCUUUAGCCUAUUCAAAUAUUUUGGCUGAAUGGCUAUCAACAAGCAAACAAAACAAAGUUUAUCUUCCCGAAGAACCAUUCCCUCAUGCUUUCUUAGUAAAAAAUGCAAGAUUAAAACACUUUACAUCAACGUGGGCUGGAGGUUUUAGUACAGAAUUCAGACAACCUUGUGUGGUUUUUUGUGGACAUCCAAGCUUGAGGUUUGGAGAUGCUGUACAUUUUGUACAGUUGUGGGGAAAUAAUCCUCAGCAUACUAUUAUUUUUACUGAACCAGAUUUUCCAUAUUUAGAAGCUCUGGCUCCAUUUCAACCAUUAGCAAUGAAAGCUGUUCAUUAUCCUAUUGAUACUUCAUUGAACUUCACUCAAGCUAAUAAACUUAUCCGAGAUCUGAAACCUGAUAAUCUAGUUAUUCCUGAAGGUUAUAUGUCUCCACCAUUUACAGCUCCUCAUCGACUAGAUUUGAUUAUUGAACCAGUUGGAGAUAAACCACUGAUUACUUUCAGACGUGGAGAAGUAAUCAAGUUGCCUUUGAAGAGGAAGAAGAGUCGCGUUUUUAUCGAACCUAAUUUAGCUAGUAAUAUUGUAUUGAAUGAAGUAAGACCAGGACUAAGUUUAGCUUCUAUUACUGGAGAGCUUGAAAUUAAAGAUAAUGUCUAUACAAUUAAAAGUAUCAAUGAUGCUAAUCAAUCAGCACGAGCUAAUCUUAAGAGAAAAAAUAAACAAGAUAAUGCUUCUCUGGAUAAAGAUGAUAUCCUUACGGAACAUAAAUAUGAGUAUGGAACCAUUGAUGCGCAAGAUUUGAUUCAUAAAUUACAUCAAGCUGGUAUUCAUAAUGCUAAACUACAGCAAAGUACAGCUACCUCAGCUAAUAUACAUUUGCAAGAUGAAGAUACGCUUAUCCAAAUAUCAGAAAAUUCAACUCACAUAUUCUGCAAUGGCAAUCAAAGUUUACGAAAGAAACUAAGGUCAAUUGUGAUGCAAUGUUUAAAACAUUAUUAAAUAAAUAAAACAGUAUUUUUAUCUAACUACGAGUUAAUAUUAUUUAUAAUAAAGAACUAGAUAUGUUCAAAGUAAUAAAUAUAUUUCAAUUAAAACAAUCAAUGAUUUUCUCAA
This is a messenger RNA of Chelonus insularis, 2260 nucleotides long. RefSeq names its product integrator complex subunit 9 (gene IntS9). Gene Ontology annotation, cellular component: integrator complex. Gene Ontology annotation, biological process: snRNA 3'-end processing. Lineage: Eukaryota; Metazoa; Arthropoda; Insecta; Hymenoptera; Braconidae. Bases 134 to 2146 code for a protein of 670 amino acids. The transcript is spliced from 5 exons. The record is from RefSeq and is a predicted model, not a curated record.